Molecule: messenger RNA, 1968 nt
Organism: Verticillium alfalfae VaMs.102
Lineage: Eukaryota; Fungi; Ascomycota; Sordariomycetes; Glomerellales; Plectosphaerellaceae
Product: glutamate-cysteine ligase
Exons: 4
Coding region: 1-1968 (655 amino acids)
Biological process (GO): glutathione biosynthetic process
Cellular component (GO): glutamate-cysteine ligase complex
Molecular function (GO): glutamate-cysteine ligase activity
Source: RefSeq, a predicted model, not a curated record
AUGACCCCUCCCCUCUCCCAGCCCUCUAUCCCAACUCACACGCCCAGCGCUCUUGGCACGGCCCUCGACUGGCCUGACGCGAAGAAGAACGCCCAGCAGGUCCGCGAGUGGGGCAUCAAGCAACUUCUCGAAAUCUGGAACAAAGCCAAGGGUAAAGAGCGCGAUGCCAUGCUCUGGGGCGACGAGGUCGAGUACCUCGUCGUGACCUACACCCAGGACGACCCCAAAGUCCGUCUGUCCCUGCGGCAGGCCGAGAUUCUGACCGCCCUCGCCGCGAGCCCCGAGCUCGCCGAAGGCGGCGGCGGCGUGCCUGAACUUCAGGAUGAUCAUGGCGCUGAUGCGGCGGCCGCCAACGGCGACGAGCCCGCCGCCAAGCGCCGUCGCGUCGCCUCGAACGACCCCGGAGCCUCAAACGGCGCUUCCGCCGCUGGCAGCGCAAAGCCUACCCUGCCCCUCCGUCGCCGCAUUGCCAAGGACCACAUGCGUCCCGACGAGUACCCAAUCACCCUGACCACCUUUCCCCGUAUUGGGUGCCCCGGUGACUUCACAGCACCCCAUUACCCCCCGUCCGGCCCCCGCUUGCGCUCCCAGUUUGUUCCUGACGAGAUCGCCAACCCACACAUACGCUUCCCUACGCUCGCCGCCAACAUUCGCUGGCGGCGCGGAAGGAAGGUCCAGGUCAACGUCCCGGUCUUCCACGAUCGCGAUACUCCCAUUCCCUGGAAAGACCCGACUGUAAACCGAGAUCUCCAUCUCUGGCCUGAGGACGAGGACGUACGUACCGGUGGUGCGGCCCCCGACGACUUCAUCCACAUGGACGCCAUGGCCUUCGGCAUGGGCAGCUGCUGUCUCCAGAUCACCUUUCAGGCCAAGAACAUUACCGAGGGUCGCAAGAUGUAUGAUCAGCUAAGCCCGCUCGGUCCCAUCAUGCUUGCGCUCACUGCUGCUACCCCCAUCUACAAGGGCUUCCUUGCCGCCACCGACGUUCGCUGGAACCAGAUCAGUCGUGCCGUUGACGACCGCACGCCUGAGGAGCUCGGUGAGAGGCCUUUGGAAAAUGACCGCUGGCGCAUCACCAAGUCUCGCUUCGCCUCGAACUCGACCUACAUAUCUACAGACCCCCGCUUGCGUCCCGAAUACAUGGACCCGAACCUCGUUGUUGACGAGGACAUCAAGGCCCAGCUCCUCGAAGGCGGCAUGGACGACCUUCUCGCCACCCACUUUGCACACCUGUUCAUACGCGACCCCAUCGUCAUCUUCCAAGAGGACCUCGAAGAGCUUGAUCUUAACAAGACGGAUCACUUUGAGAACCUGCAAUCCACGAAUUGGCAGCACAUGCGUUUCAAACCGCCACCCGCCGACAACAGUAUCGGCUGGCGUGUCGAGUUCCGGCCCAUGGAGAUCCAGGUGACUGACUUUGAGAACGCAGCUUUUUCCGUCUUCAUGGUGCUGGUAACCCGCGCCAUACUAUCCUUUGACCUCAACUUCUACAUACCCAUUACCCGGGUGGAUGAGAAUAUGGAACGCGCCCACGCCGUCGACGCUGUUCUCAAGGAGCGGUUCUGCUUCCGUCGCAACCCGUUUCCCGCGCGUCGCGCCCGCGGUCUGAAUGGCGAAGGUGAAGCGUCCUCUCGACCCGGUUCGCGUCCGGGAUCACGUGCUCCAAGUCGAGCGCCGAGCCGGCCUGCCACGCCGGUGGGUGCCGUCGAGGAUGAGUACACGGAAAUGACGGUCGACGAAAUCAUCAAUGGCUGUCAUGAUGAUGGUUUCCCCGGACUCAUUCCCAUCGUCGAGAGCUAUCUCGACAGCGUCAACGUCGACGUCCAGAUUCGCUUCAGCUUGAUACCUACCUUCGCCUCAUCAGCCAGCAAUAACAGAGUCAACACCCACCUGCCGUUCUGCAACAAGGUCUCGGAACAUGAGGAUGCCGUUGAUUGCGUGCCAAGCACGGAUGCUACCGGUUUCUGA